CCGUCCUUAGUUUUGUUCUUCCUUAAUAAAUAACAAUUACACCCACCACUUCUCAUAUCAACAGUAGUUUAUAUAUAUCUAUCUGAUCUGUUGCAAUUACACAUCAAUAAUUUCAGUAAGAUGGGGAUGGUGAUGCAAAUGCGUCUCUUGCAGUUGGUGGUGUUAUUCAUCGGAGUAUUUGAAUUAAACGGCGUCGUUUGUUCUUACACUCGGCCUCCUGUUCGUAAAACCAUCUUUGUUCCUCAUGACGAUGAUGAUUCCAACUCACCAGAACAGGUACAUAUAUCUCAAGUGGGCCAAGAUAAGAUGAGAAUAUCAUGGAUCACAAGCAACUCAGGCCCGGCUAAAGUUGAAUACGGCCCAUCUCCUUCUUCAAUCGCAUUUUCUGAAACUGGUUCUACCUCCUCAUAUCAUUAUACCUUGUAUGAAUCUGGAGAAAUUCAUGACGUGGUAAUUGGGCCACUGAAGCCCAACACUGUCUACUACUACCGUUUGGGUGAUCCACCUUCAAGCCGAACCUACCAGCUCAAGACUCCACCCUCUCAAUUGCCCAUCAAGUUUGCAGUUACUGGUGAUCUUGGACAAACAGAAUGGACAAAGUCAACGCUAGAGCAUAUAGAAAAGUCAAAUUACGAUAUGCUACUACUAGCAGGUGACCUAGCCUACGCAGAUAUGGUACAAGAGCUAUGGGACUCGUACGGUCGGCUGGUUGAGCCCUUAGCGAGCCAGCGUCCAUGGAUGGUGACGCAAGGGAACCAUGAGAUUGAGAAGAUUCCCAUCAUCCAUAGCGAGCCCUUCACAGCCUUCAAUGCCAGGUGGCGAAUGCCCUACGAGGAGAGCGCUUCUGACUCCAACCUCUACUACUCCUUCGACGUGGCCGGUGGUGUCCACGUCAUCAUGUUGGGUUCCUAUACUGAUUUUGAGGCUGGGUCCUCGCAGUACCAAUGGCUUCAGGGGGACUUGAAGAAGGUCGAUAGGUCCAAGACUCCUUGGGUGGUGGUGUUGAUCCACGCGCCGUGGUAUAACUCCAACCAAGCUCAUCAGGGUGAGAAGGAAUCCGUCAACAUGAAAGCGGCUCUCGAAGGUUUGCUCUACCAAGCUCGUGUUGAUUUUGUUUUUGCUGGACAUGUUCAUGCUUAUGAGCGCUUUACGAGAGUUUAUAAAGACAAAGCUGACAACUGUGGUCCAGUGCAUAUAACAAUUGGUGAUGGUGGAAACCGUGAAGGCCUUGCUACCAACUACAUAGAUCCGAAGCCAGACAUAUCGAUAUUCACGGAGGCUAGCUUUGGGCAUGGAAUAUUGGAGGUAUUUAAUGCAUCACAUGCACUCUGGAGUUGGCAUAGGAAUGAUAAUGACGAAGCUACUGCUAGUGACUCUGCUUGGUUAACAACCCUCACUUCUAACCCUGCUUGUAAAUGAUCCUAGUUAGGAAAAAUAGUAUUCCUAGCUAAUAUAUCCUUUUCUCAAUUAUUAAAAAAUAUACUGUUGAUAUA
Messenger RNA from Arachis duranensis, 1493 nucleotides. RefSeq names its product probable purple acid phosphatase 20. The transcript has 5 exons. NCBI's taxonomy places the organism in Eukaryota, Viridiplantae, Streptophyta, Magnoliopsida, Fabales, Fabaceae. The record is from RefSeq and is a predicted model, not a curated record. The coding region runs from base 121 to 1419 and encodes 432 amino acids. Gene Ontology annotation, molecular function: acid phosphatase activity; metal ion binding.